Didymosphaeria variabile is the source of this 3336-nucleotide messenger RNA. RefSeq lists its product as uncharacterized. Gene Ontology annotation, molecular function: syntaxin binding. Bases 1 to 3336 code for a protein of 1111 amino acids. Gene Ontology annotation, biological process: retrograde transport, endosome to Golgi; Golgi to vacuole transport. The record is from RefSeq and is a predicted model, not a curated record. Gene Ontology annotation, cellular component: GARP complex. The transcript has 3 exons. NCBI's taxonomy places the organism in Eukaryota, Fungi, Ascomycota, Dothideomycetes, Pleosporales, Didymosphaeriaceae.
AUGUCAUCCUCCCCCCGGCGGUCCUCCCAAGAGAGCUUCGAAUUCCUGUCGCCAAACAUCAGCCAUAGCCAGUUUCCCUUUCCCCAGCAGCAUGACUGGGCUACCCGCCCCAACUCGACCGGUGGCGGCCGAUAUCAGCCACGUCGCGGUUCCACGUCAAGCUCGAUACACUCGGUGGGAGGAGCGCUGGAUACGGCGUUUAAAGGCAGCAUGGGACCGGUGAGGGAGCAGAGCAAUAAUGCGAUCUCGACGUUGCUUCAGCCACCCAUCGUGCGCACCGGCAUGUUGCCGCAUACCGCACAAACCGCCAUGUCUAGCAGCCACAGGCCGCCUUCUACCAAAGAUAUACCUCCCGUGACCCUAGCAAACAUACCCCACGUCGAACCAUCCGCUUUCAAUCCCUACUUGUCGCAGAUUGGUAAUCUAUACGAAGCUUUUCAGCGCGUAAAAGCCGAGUCAGACGAUGCAGCGUCAAUACUGAGAAAGGACUCUGUCAAGAAAGACGACUUGUCCGAUGCGCUCGAGCGUGGGCUACACGCAGGCUCUCCAGCCGCGACCCCCAAGCUCUCGUCUUCAGCAUUCUCACCGUCUAGUUCGCCAAAAGCGAAACGCCGCACGAGUGGCUCGAAACGCGCGCUACCCACCGUCACACCACUGUCCACGAUCCCUAAUGUCUACUUCGACGAGAACUUCCACCUCGAAAACCCUCGGACCUUUGACGUAGUCAGCGAAAGGUCGGAAGUGGUCAGGCCGGUGCGGAUCAAGAGUGGAGACGAUCUUAAGGACGGCAAUGGGUCACUCGAAGCGCCUCAACCACCUGGGCGCAAGGCGCUUGCCACGAACGCGAUUCUGCAGGAGAAGUUGUCGUGGUACAUGGACACUGUUGAAGUGCAUCUGAUAUCGUCGAUAUCUACCGCAUCGACCUCCUUCUUCGCCGCCUUGGGUUCAUUGAGAGAGCUUCAGUCGGAGGCUUCCGAGUCUGUAGAGAGGAUCAAGACCCUGCGAGGUGAUCUCAAACGGCUGGACGAUCAAAUGGCAAUAGGCGGCUUGAAGAUUGUAGACAUGAAACGGCGGCGGGAGAAUCUCCGGAAGCUCACGCACGCCACCGACCAGCUGCAAGCUGUCAUUACUGGACUCUCUGUAUGCGAUGAGACCGUGGACAAGGGCGCACUUGAGUCGGCCAUGAUUCGCUUGGACUCUAUCGAGAGGCUGAUUUGUGGCACGCUAGAUACUACCGAUAUAACCGCCACUGCUUGGAUACAACCGCCAUGUCCUCGUGCUAUCGUAGAUCUUCGCAAUCUGCGAGCCCUUGAUGGUGUAUCUGAAGGCAUACAGCAGUUGAGGUUUCGCAUUGGAAAGGGCUUCGAACAGCGAUUCGUGGAAACUCUGCGCACGGAUCUGCGUGAGCACGUCGAGCGCACAUCAAGGCGUGAUACGCUGGAAAGAUGGGCAAAGACAUCACUAAGAGGUCGUGGCGAUCAUCAACGAUUCAAAUCGACCCUACCGGCGUAUCUAAACACUAGCAACAAAUUCCGGUCGGACUUGCGUGCGGAUCUCGUUGGUUUGAGUGGUUCCAAUUUCACCAACCAAGCUAGUGCUACCUUCCGAGACGCCAUCGUGCGCGAGAUGAAGUUGUUGAUUCGAAAAUAUCUGCCAAGUUCUACCGACGACGAUGCUGAGUCCAUGACCUCCGUUUCCACGCGGGGCGGUCGGGGCUACAGUCAGCAAGAUAAAAACUCGAUUUUGGCUCGGAAUCUACGCGCUAUGGAUCCAGCGGACGCGGAGGAGUUUUUCACUGGUAUCUUCACCGACAUCGGCGAAGCCUUGCGCAGAUUAAGCGUACAAGUCAAGGUACUUCUCGAUGUUACGAGUGGCGUUAGUACUCCGCCAGCAUCUAGCGGAGGCCUUCGGUCACCACCACGGAGCCCCUACAUGAGCAGUAUUGACGGUGCUAUGGGAGCUACACCCAAUCCUAUGGACAUGAACGGACUACAAGAGGAGCUGAUGCAAGCACUCGACAUGUCGAGUCUGCUUGGGCAGGCUGUAGAUGCUGCUCAGACACAAGUCACAAAGCUGUUGAAGGUUCGUGCCGAAGUCACGAGCAACUUACCACUAAACCGGUUCCUCCGCUACUUCAACCUUUGUCGGUUAUUCGCCGAUGAAUGUGAAGCCGUAUCUGGUCGAUCUGGUGCGGCCCUAAAGGGUGUCGUAAACACCCACAUCACUGAGUUCGUGUCCAAAUUUGGAGACAACGAGAAACAGGGACUGGCAAAAGCCAUGGACUCUGAUAGAUGGGAACCAAAGGACUUCGAUGAACAUGACAAAGAGGUACUAGCGAGAAUAUUGAAGGGUAUGGAAUCAGACCCAUUCGAGUGGUUGCAAGCAGGCUCCAUACUGGGCGAGAUCGAGGACGAAGGUACUGCAAACGGUUCCGCCCAUCCUAACGGCACUUCAACGGAGAAGGACAAGAAAUCUCCAGCACCGGCGUACGUCGACGAAGAAAAGUACAUCAUCUCAAAUUCUUCUACCGUCGUCAUCCGCGGCAUCGAGCGUUUCGAGAUCCUACUUACUGCCAUGCCCAACAUGACCUCCGAGAUAUCGAUGGUUCUCUGCGAUUACAUCAAGCUCUUCAAUUCGCGACUUUGCCAGCUCAUCCUGGGUGCCGGCGCCAUGCAUAGCGCCGGGCUGAAAAACAUCAACACCAAGCACCUUGCCAUUGCUUCACAAACUUUAUCCUUCAUUAUAGCGCUCCUGCCCUACCUCCGCGAAUGUGCACGCCGCCACUCAACAGCAAACAAAUCCACUCUGAGUGAAUUCGAUAACGUGAAGCGUUUACUACAUGAUCAGCAACAGUCCAUCCACGAGAAGCUCAUUGACAUCAUGAGUAAUCGUGCAACUGUGCACGUGCGAAACCUUAAGAAAAUCGAGUGGGACGCUGAAGCGGAGACGAAGAAAGACAUCAGUCCAAACAUGGAGACGCUUACUAAGGAGACGGUCACACUGCACAAGGUGAUCAACAAGUAUUUGCAUGAGAUGCAGGUCAGAAUGAUCAUGGCGCCUGUCUUUGAGAGUUAUCGCGAUCAACUCGGCAAGGUUUUGAAGGAAGCCUCGGUCAAAACGGACCUUGGUCGACAAAGACUUCUUCGUGACGCGAAACUCUUCGAUGCGAAACUCAAACACAUCGACGGUGCUGGCAACACUGGCACGUACCUUAUCCAACUUGUUGAGGGGAAGGCGGUCGCGCCAAGCGAACCUGCAGGCAAGAAGAGCGAUGAGGCGAAAGAUGAGGGACAGCCAGAUACCGCAGCAGUCGAAUCCAGCGAACCAGCAUCUUGA